Messenger RNA from Symbiodinium sp. CCMP2592, 753 nucleotides. The record is from the annotation of a GenBank genome assembly. Lineage: Eukaryota; Dinophyceae; Suessiales; Symbiodiniaceae.
AUGUCCCGCGCGCACCUGGAUUCGUUUGCUCCCGAUGGGCGAUCUCGGGCUGUUCUCCGGCACAGCACGAGAAUUAUUGCCAGCAGAGCACGUCAGAGCCAAUGGGAAGCCGCAAUUUCCGCUCUCGUGGGCAUCACAGAUCAGGACAUCGAAGCAGACAGCAUUGUGUACUGCGCUGCUCUCGGUGCUUUGGAGCGCACCGCUCGCUGGGAGACAGCACUGGCCCUGGUUCAAAGAAUGCAACGAAGUGCUGUGGAGAUCUACGAUCAUGGGCUGAAUUACGUCGCCCUCACCUGCAAGAAAGCUGGCGAGUGGCAACGCCUUCUCCGUCUCUUAGUGUCACCUUUUCGAGGUGUUGAACAUCCUGCACAUGAGGUCGCAUUCACCGCUGGAUUGGAAGCCUGCCGUACACGAUGGGCUCAGGGCCUGAGCUUGUUGCGCUGCUUGGCCAAUCUUCGUGCAGCACCGGAUGCGACAACAUUGUCGGCAGCGGUCGCUGGCCUUCGCCAGGCUGCUGAAUGGCAGCACGCGCUUGGACAGAGUGUUUGGAACUCUUUGGAAGUAUGUGAGGGAGCCUGUGCCCUGUGCAUUCUUGAGCCUAUGUUACGUUGUUUUGAAGGAUUGAUGCGAGAAUGCUUUCAACGCGGACCGGAGCCGGACGCUGCCCUGUGCAACGCAGUUGCGACAGCUUGUGAAGCACGUCAGGCCGGGCCUUUGCGAAGUCGGAGUGAUAAGCUUGGCUUGAGGACGUAG